CCGGCACCCUCCCGGCGCCGCUAAGUUUCUGCCUCGGGACCGCGCGCAGAGCCGCGGCCCGGCCGCAGCGGCGUCCCCCGCCGCGACCCUAUCCCGGCGCGCAGACCACGGGUCCAGCCCCAGCCCCACCGAGCCAUGCUGUGCGGCUGGAGGAGCAGCCGCCGCCGGCCGGAGGAGCCCCUGGUGUCGGCCCAGGUCGCGGCGUCCGUGGCACUCUCGUCUCCGCCCGCGCCCCCAGACGGCAGUACCAAGAGGCCGGGACUGCGGGCGUUGAAGAAGAUGGGAGGCGUCCGCGAGGCGCAGGGGCACAAGCUCAGGCGAGGGGCACGACCUGGGAUGCCCGAGGGCCGGGAGAGUGGAGUGGGAGAGGCAGCCUCCCGUACCCUGCACCUUUCAGCUGAAAGGGCCAUGGUGGAAAGGGACAGAGAACUUCGUUCCAUUUGGGGACAAAUCAAGGAAGUCUUCGUGGAGGCGGUGGUAUCUGAGCUGGACCUUGAAGGCCUUGGAUGCCUGACGGAGGACGAGGACGUGCGCGCCAUGAUGCGGGGCUCCCGGUUCUGCAAGAUCCGCUCGCGGACGUGGCAGAAGGAGCGGCUGUACCGGCUGCAGGAGGACGGCAUGAGCGUGUGGUUCCAGCGGCGCAUCCCGCACCCGCCGUCGCAGCACAUCUUCUCCGUGCAGCACAUCGAGGCCGUCCGCGAGGGCCACCAGUCCGAGGGCCUGCGGCGCUUCGGCGGCGCCUUCGCGCCCGCGUGUUGCUUCACCAUCACCUUCAAGGGCCGCCGCAAGAACCUGGACCUGGCGGCACCCACGGCCGAGGAGGCGCAGCGCUGGGUGCGCGGUCUGGCCAAGCUGCGCGCGCGCAUCGACGCCAUGAGCCAGCGCGAGCGGCUCGACCACUGGAUCCACUCCUACCUGCACCGGGCAGACUCCGACCAGGACAGUAAGAUGAGCUUCAAGGAGAUCAAGAGCCUGCUCCGAAUGGUGAACGUGGACAUGAACGACAUGUACGCCUACCGCCUCUUCAAGGAGUGUGACCACUCCAACAACGAGCGGCUGGAGGAGGCUGAGGUCGAGGAGUUUCUACGGCGGCUGCUGAAACGCCCAGAGUUGGAGGAGAUCUUCCAUCGGUAUUCGGGCGAGGACCGCGUGCUGAGCGCCUCUGAGCUGCUGGAGUUCCUGGAAGACCAGGCUGAGGAUGGCGCCACCCUGGCCCACGCCCGGCAGCUCAUCCAGACCUACGAGCUCAAUGAGACAGCUAAGCAGCAUGAGCUGAUGACACUGGAUGGCUUCAUGAUGUACCUGCUGUCCCCCGAGGGGGCUGCCCUGGACCCAGCCCACACAUGUGUGUUCCAGGACAUGGGCCAGCCCCUCGCCCACUACUUCAUCUCCUCCUCCCACAAUACCUAUCUGACCGACUCACAGAUUGGGGGGCCCAGCAGCACCGAGGCCUAUGUUAGGGCCUUUGCCCAGGGGUGCCGCUGUGUGGAGCUGGACUGCUGGGAGGGCCCGGGAGGGGAGCCCGUCAUCUACCACGGCCACACGUUCACCUCCAAGAUCCUCUUCCGAGAUGUGGUCCAAGCUGUGCGUGACCACGCCUUCACGUUGUCCCCAUACCCCGUCAUCCUGUCCCUGGAGAACCACUGCGGGCUGGAGCAGCAGGCUGCCAUGGCCCACCACCUCCGCACCAUCCUGGGGGACAUGCUGGUGACACAAGCGCUGGACUCCCAGACCCCAGAGGAGCUGCCAUCCCCGGAGCAGCUGAAGGGCCGGGUCCUGGUGAAGGGGAAGAAGGACCAGGAGGAGGAGGAGGGAGAGGAGGAGGAGGAAGAGGAGGCAGAGGCUGCGGAGCGGCGGCGGGCCAAGCAGGUCUCCCCGGAGCUGUCGGCCCUGGCCGUCUACUGCUGCGCCACCCGCCUGCGGGGCCUGCGCCCCACCCGGGCCCAGCCCUGCCAGGUCAGCUCCCUCAGCGAGCGCAAGGCCAAGAAGCUCAUCCGGGAGGCAGGAAACAGCUUCGUCAAACACAAUGCUCGUCAGCUGACUCGCAUCUACCCGCUGGGGCUGCGGAUGAACUCGGCCAACUACAGCCCCCAGGAGAUGUGGAACUCAGGCUGUCAGCUGGUGGCCCUGAACUUCCAGACACCAGGCUACGAGAUGGACCUCAACGCUGGGCGUUUCCUUGUCAAUGGGCAGUGCGGAUACAUCUUGAAACCUGCCUGCCUGCGGCAACCUGACACAACCUUUGACCCUGAGUGCCCUGGACCCCCCAGAACCGCUCUCACCAUCCAGGUGCUGACUGCACAGCAGCUGCCCAAGCUGAAUGCGGAAAAGCAGAGUUCCAUCGUGGACCCCCUGGUGCGUGUUGAGAUCCAUGGGGUGCCUGCAGACUGUGCACGGAAGGAGACUGACUAUGUGCUCAACAAUGGCUUCAAUCCCCGCUGGGGACAGACCCUGCGGUUCCAGCUGCGGGCUCCGGAGCUGGUGCUGGUCCGGUUCGUGGUAGAGGAUUAUGACACCACCUCCCCCAAUGACUUCGUGGGCCAGUUUACGCUGCCCCUGAACAGCCUGAGACAAGGGUACCGCCACAUCCAUCUGCUCUCCAAGGAUGGGGCCUCCCUCUCACCAGCUACGCUCUUCGUCCACAUCCGCAUUGAGUGCUCCUGAGGUCCGGGACGGACCCACCUGGGCUCUGUGGGUGCCAGGGCAGAGGGAGCACCAGCCCCCCGGCCUGCCGGCUUUGCCCGCUCACUGGGCUCUGGUCUCACCUGGACGCGUAGGCUGCUUGGCCCAUCCUGCACAGGCGGGUAUCUCCCAGCAGUUGCUGAUGUCCUCAGCCCAGCCAGGCAGCCAGGCCCGUUGCUGCCAGACUUGGGGACCAGGGCAGGUGUGAAUCCUCAGCCCCUCUCUGCCCUCUGGAUGGGCACCCAUCCCUCAAGCCUACAAGUAGGCUUUUAACUUGGGUUGUAGAAAAGUCCCAGAAGGCAGUAGAAAAAGAUAAAAAAAAUAAAGAAGUGGGUUUAUUUACGCA
Choloepus didactylus (southern two-toed sloth) is the source of this 3028-nucleotide messenger RNA. It is a transcript of the gene PLCD3, whose product is annotated as phospholipase C delta 3. Lineage: Eukaryota; Metazoa; Chordata; Mammalia; Pilosa; Megalonychidae. Gene Ontology annotation, biological process: intracellular signal transduction; lipid metabolic process. The record is from RefSeq and is a predicted model, not a curated record. Bases 136 to 2664 code for a protein of 842 amino acids. Gene Ontology annotation, molecular function: phosphatidylinositol-4,5-bisphosphate phospholipase C activity. The transcript is spliced from 17 exons.